AUGGACUUUGGAGACGGCGAGAGACCAUACAAAAAAAGGCGAUUUUUCGUUGACGAAGACGAGACCAGAGCCACCGAUUCUACCCCAAGGAACCUCGACGCGUCUAGCGCUUCUCGACCGGAAGAGCACGAUAAUGACAAUGGCCAGAAGAAUGGGACACGGCAAAGGUCAUUCGACCAGUCUGACCAGGAGCUGAAAGUGUCCCGGCUACCAUCUUCCCCUAUCACGCCUGCCGAACACCAGGACGAGACCUUGCAACGGCAUACGAACGGAGCAGUACGCAGACGAAAUCCCAGUCCGGUUGAUAGAAUCGUCGAAGAGUUCAUUGAUGGCAAAAAUGGGGAGCCCAUUUCACCGCCGGACGAGCCAGAUCAAGAAGCAGAGAGUACAACACCACAGGUAGAUAAUGGUGGAUUCGAUACGGAACUAUUCACAAGCAUCGUUGGGGAACAACUUCCAUCAGGUACCGUCGACAAGAUUCGCACUGCUUCGAACAACAAUGUGGAAACGGCAGUCAAUAUCUACUUUGAUGGAUCGUGGAAGAAGAUGUCUAGACCGAGCCGGACGACACAGUCAGCAUUGACGUCUCGUCAACGAAUCCCUACACAGACGACACCAUUUAUGCGGCCUAUGGUAGGGACGACUAACGGUAGUAGAACGACUGCGUCAAAAGAAAAAAUUCCAGCAUAUCUCUCAACUCAGCCCUCGUCAAGAUAUAUUGGUGCUUUUGGUGUCGCAGCAUGGGCUACUCGAAGUGGUACGGGAUUACUCAAGCACGGAGAGCGUGUCAGGAUUGAGCGUACACGGUCCCAGCCUCUGGAGAAGCGCGGACGUGGUGGAAAAAUAAUCACCAAUCAGAAGGUGGAUGUCCUUACCCGUUUCACCAACCAAGCAGGCCAGGAGAUUGGAAGAUUGCCGCGAGACACCGCAGAGUGGGUAUCACCAUUAGUUGACCAAAAAAUCUGCACUUUCGACGGUAUCUGUGUGUUUGUCCCCGAUCGCCUGCGGGUGAACGACACGGUGUAUCUGCAGUUAUGGUGCUAUUUGCGGAAAGAAGCAUUUAUGCCUCGGACUUUUGUUGGCACAGCCGACGACAACAGAUCCACCGGCGUGUUCGAAGAAAAAGAGAGCAUGGAAGAAAAGAACCUGCGCCUGCGUCAAGUUGGCCUUGUGAAGCUCUUUGAUGAAAUAGGCCUAUAUGCGACGACUACCAACGACAUGACGAAGAAACACAAGAAGGAAGGCUUGCUUCGUGCGGCCGAAAUGUCAGAACAGUAUGACAAGACCAAAAAGGAAAACAAGACAAAUAAUAGCUCCCAGGAUGAGAACAACGAAGAGCCAGAGCUGGAGAAAGACCAGCUCGAUGCCCUUUACAAGAAAGCCCAGACUUUCGAUUUCAAUAUGCCCGAGGCUCAACCCUCAUCAACCUUCGCAAUGAAGCUCCGGAAGUAUCAGAGGCAAGCACUUCAUUGGAUGCUGUCCAAAGAGAAGGACAACAAAUCUGAAAGCACGAGAAAAUCAAUGCAUCCCCUUUGGGAACAGUAUAAGUGGCCCACAAAGGAUGCUGAUGACAAGGAUCUUCCAGUUGUCGAAGGGAUAGAUUACUUCUAUGUCAACCCGUACUCCGGGGAACUCAGUACCGAGUUCCCUGCCCAAGAGCAGAACUGCCUUGGUGGCAUAUUGGCCGACGAAAUGGGUCUCGGUAAAACUAUUGAAAUGCUUAGUCUUGUUAACGCACAUAAAUACGAUCCCGGGGACCUUUAUCUCAGAGAUCCCAGUAUGACACAACCGGAUUCCUCUGGUGUUGUCCCCGCGCCGUACACUACUCUUGUCGUCGCACCCACAUCUCUUCUUGCGCAAUGGGAAAGCGAGGCUCAAAAGUCGGCCCAGCCCGGGACGAUGAACACCAUGGUAUACUAUGGGACUGAACAAUCAACUAAUCUGAGAAAGCUUUGUUGCGCGAAAAACGCCGCUUCAGCUCCUCACAUCAUUGUAACUAGCUAUGGAGUUGUUCUCUCCGAGUAUAGUUCGCAUGUGUUGCGCCCAGGGUGGCAGACGGAGAGUUGGUAUGGUUCGUUAUUCACAGUGAAGUUCCACCGGGUCAUCCUUGACGAAGCGCAUGUGAUUAAGAAUCGCCGUUCGAAGACUGCGCUAGCUUGUUACGAUUUGAACGCGACUCAUAGAUGGGUUCUCACAGGGACUCCUAUCGUGAACCGCCUGGAGGACCUGUUUAGUUUGGUGCGAUUCCUCAAGGUUGAGCCGUGGAAUAACUUUUCUUUCUGGAAGACUUUCAUCACAGUGCCAUUCGAAUCCAAAGACUACGCACGCGCGCUCAAUGUCGUGCAGACCGUGCUGGAGCCGCUUGUCCUCCGGCGUACGAAGACGAUGAAGACCCCAGAAGGGGAACCAUUGGUGCCGCUACCACGCCGGACGAUCAUAAUCGAGGAAGUCGACCUCUCUGAGGAGGAAAGAGAGGUGUACGACUUCAUUUACACGCGAGCUAAGCGUACAUUCAACGACAACGUCGAAGCGGGUACCCUGUUGAAGUCUUAUUCAACUAUCUUCGCACAAAUUCUCCGCCUUCGUCAAAGUUGUUGUCAUCCUGUCCUCACCCGCAACAAAGCAAUCGUUGCCGACGAGGAAGAAGCAGCUACUAUAGCUAACGCAUCCAACGGACUUCAGGAUGACAUGGACCUGCAAGACCUGAUCGACCGCUUUACCACUGCUGCGGGAGGAACAAAUGAAGGACAAGGCCAAGAUCCUGCGAACAAGUUCACAACAUACGCCCUGAAACAGAUACAGAACGAGUCUAGUGGUGAAUGUCCGAUCUGCUCAGAAGAACCCAUGAUCGACCCGGCGGUAACAGCAUGCUGGCACAGCGCUUGCAAGCAGUGUCUGGAGGACUACAUUCGGCAUCAAACCGACAAGGGCCAACCUCCGCGAUGCUUCUCGUGCCGCGCACCAGUCAGCUCGACGGAUAUCUUCGAAGUGAUUAAGCACCAGUCACCUAACUCGACACCCGCGGAGAAUGAAAUCUACAGCAACACGCCUCCUUCCAGCUCGCAGCCAGCGUCGCGCAUCUCUCUUCGACGAAUAAACCCACUCUCACCAUCUGCACAUACCUCUGCCAAAAUCCACUCUCUCCUCAACCAUCUCUCCCGGGUACCACCGAACACGAAAUCUGUAGUCUUCUCCCAGUUCACCAGCUUCCUCGACCUCAUCUCCCCUCAACUUACAAGAGCGGGUAUCCAGCACGUCCGUCUCGACGGGACAAUGCCUCAAAAGGCCCGUGCAGAAGUCCUAGCCCAGUUCAACAAAACCGAAACCUACGAGGAUAUUGAUGAGGAUCCCACAUCUACACCUUUCCUAACCACCCAUUCCAACUUAAAACCGCAGACCAGCCAGUCCCCUAAUCCCACCGUUCUGUUGAUCUCCCUUCGCGCCGGUGGCGUGGGCCUCAACCUGACAGCCGCGAGCAACGUCUUCAUGAUGGAUCCUUGGUGGAGUUUCGCGAUCGAAGCACAAGCCAUCGACCGUGUGCACCGGAUGGGACAACUACGGGAUGUUACUGUGACGAGGUUCGUGGUGAAAGAUUCGAUCGAGGGACGGAUGUUACGGGUGCAAGACAGGAAGAUGAAUAUUGCGGGAUCGUUGGGGUUGAGGGUUGGUGGAGAUGGAGAUGGGGAUGGCAGGAAGGAGAGGAUUGAGGAGCUGAGGUUGUUGUUCGAGUAG
Messenger RNA from Aspergillus chevalieri, 3732 nucleotides. It is a transcript of the gene RAD5, whose product is annotated as DEAD/DEAH box helicase. The record is from RefSeq and is a predicted model, not a curated record. Bases 1 to 3732 code for a protein of 1243 amino acids. NCBI's taxonomy places the organism in Eukaryota, Fungi, Ascomycota, Eurotiomycetes, Eurotiales, Aspergillaceae. The transcript has a single exon. Gene Ontology annotation, molecular function: zinc ion binding; nucleic acid binding; ATP-dependent chromatin remodeler activity.